CGUGACAAAUUUGGUAUCAGAGCUCUAGGUUUAUCGGUCUCAAGAGUACAAGAGCAAUGUCUAGUAGAGUCUUGCGGAUCGGUAUGAAGACGUCCAUACCUAUCUUCGAGAGGCUAUAGGACAUUUAGGAAAUAUUCUGUUCUUUUAUUCCUUAUCGUGCACACUUGACCUUGUAGAAAUUCUAAUCUUGAUAUCUCAUUCUCUCUCAGAUGGCGAGGAAUCGUACGUCGGCAAGUGGUGGUCAGUAUCCUAAUCCUGCGUCUGCUUCUGGGAACCCUAUCCGAGGUAGAGGUAGGGGACGAGCUCGAGGUCGGGGUAGGGGCCGUAUUGCAGCACCUGUGGGUGGUCAAGUACCAAUAGCUACCCAGGGUCAUGAUAGGACCGUGCCUCCUGAUGCAGAUGUUCUUCAUGGGGAUGUGCAAGAUCGUGUCGAGGGGGAUGGGCCAGCUCAGGCUCCAACAAGUACUAUUGUUCCCCCAGUGCUUCAAGAUACCCUGGCUCGUAUGUUAGGAAUCCUAGAGGGGAUGGCCCAGGCAGGAGCUUUGCCUGUCACUUCUGAUGGCUCACAGACCCGUGUUGGAGGUCAAACUCCAGAUCCGAUAGUUGCUCCAGAUUCUCAGACUCCCAGGACUCAGCCAGCUGCCGCUGUAGCUCCUCGUUUGGAUAGUAUGGAGUUUCCAGAUAUGACAUCACAUUUGGUGAACAGGCCUUCUAUGACUAUUGAUGAGCAAAAGAUGUUUGGGAGGUUCAGACUAAUGAAUCCUCCUACUUAUACUGGUGACUUAGCUGAGGAUGCAUAUGAGUUUAUAGUUAGUUGUCAUGAGAGGUUGCAUAAUCUUGGAUUAGUGGAGUCUCAUGGAAUUGACUACACAGCGUUUCAGAUGACUGGCUCUGCUAAGCAGUGGUGGAGGGAUUAUAUUAGUAGUAGGCCAGCUGGAUCUCAUCCACUAUCCUGGACUGAGUUUACUCAGGUAUUUCUAUCCAAAUUUGUUCCACGCAGUGAGAGGGAGCGCAAGAGGGCCGAAUUUGAGGGUUUGCAGCAAAAUGGUAUGUCAGUUGCAGAGUAUGAGGGUAAAUUUCAUGCCUUGGCUAGGCAUGCUUCGAUGAUACUUCCCACAGAGGCUGAGAGAGUGAGGAGGUUUGUUAAGGGGCUGAUUAUUCCAAUUCGUCUAGGAGUUUCUCAGGUUGCUGCUUCUGGUGUUCCAUUCCAGAAAGUGGUAGAUGCUGCUAAGGAGUUGGAGAUGAUUCGACGUGAGGGAUUUGAGCAGCGAGAGGGCAAGAGGACUCGUUAUUCAGGUGAUUAUGGUGGUGCUCCGUCUAGGAGUCGGGGUUACUUGGGCAGAGGUUAUCACCCUCAGUCCAGCAGACCCAUUCAUGCUGCCAUACCAGCGUCUGAGGCUGGUUGCGCUGGGCAUAACUCUUUGAGCUCGGUACAUACUUCGCAGGGUUCAUCUUCUAGACCUGUAGUUCGUGGAGGGCAUUCUGGACAUUCCGGUUCCUCUCAUCAGCCGGCGUCUCGUAGGGGUUGCUUUGAGUGUGGUGAUAUGGGACACUUUGUGAGAGACUGCCCUAGGACCAGACGUGGUGGCUUACAUCAGGGUUCUCAGGUUUCGACUUCCAGGGCUGCACAACCUCCAGCUAGGGGUGGUGCACAGAAUGGUAGAGGUGGUUCUCAUUCAGGUAGAGGUGGUUCUCCUUCUGGUCGAGGUGGUGGUCGUGGAGGUCCACAAUCUGAUGGAAGUCGUUCUCACUGUUAUGCUUUUCCAGGUAGGCCAGAGGCUGAAGCCUCAGACGCUGUUAUCACAGGUAUUAUUCCGGUUUGUCAUCGACCAGCUACUGUAUUAUUUGAUCCAGGCUCUACUUAUUCUUAUGUGUCCACAUAUUUUGCUCCUAGUCUGGAUAUAUUGUGUGAGUCUCUUGAUUUGCCGAUACGUGUUUCUACUCCUGUCGGGGAUUCUGUAGUUGUAGAUCGAGUGUAUCGUUUAUGUACUGUUACUUUGAUGGGGUAUGACACUCAUGCAGAUCUAAAGGUCUUAGAAAUGAUAGAUUUUGAUGUGAUUCUUGGUAUGGAUUGGUUAUCUUCUUACCACGCAAUUUUAAAUUGUCAUGCCAAGACCAUCACUUUAGCUAUGCCCGGAAUUCCUAUAGUAGAAUGGAGAGGUACUCUUAGUCAUCCUUCUAAGGGUGUGAUAUCAUUCCUUAAGGCUCGUCAGUUGGUACAGAGAGGAUGUUUGGCUUACUUGGCCCAUAUUCGAGAUACUAGUAUUGAGACUCCUAUGCUUGAGUCUAUUCCAGUGGUGAGUGAAUUUUCAGAGGUAUUCCCGACCGAUUUGCCAGGUCUUCCACCAGAUCGUGAUAUUGAUUUUUGUAUCGAUGUGGAGCCAGGCACUCGGCCUAUUUCUAUUCCUCCUUAUCGUAUGGCACCGGCUGAAUUGAAAGAGUUGAAGGAGCAAUUGCAGGAUUUGUUGAGCAAAGGUUUUAUUAGACCAAGUGUAUCUCCUUGGGGUGCUCCAGUGUUAUUUGUGAAGAAAAAAGAUGGAUCUAUGCGUAUGUGUAUUGACUAUCGACAGUUGAACAAGGUAACCAUUAGAAAUAAGUAUCCGAUACCUCGUAUUGAUGAUUUAUUUGAUCAAUUACAGGGCGCUUCAGUUUUCUCCAAAAUUGAUUUGAGAUCGGGCUAUCAUCAGCUGAAGGUUAGGGCGGAGGAUAUCCCUAAGACGGCUUUUCGAACACGUUAUGGUCAUUACGAGUUUUUGGUGAUGUCUUUCGGAUUGACUAAUGCCCCAGCAGCUUUUAUGGACUUGAUGAAUGGAGUGUUCAGACCAUAUUUAGAUUCCUUUGUUAUUGUCUUCAUAGAUGAUAUAUUGAUAUACUCACGCAGUAAGGAGGAACACGAGCAUCAUUUGAGGAUUGUUCUUGGGAUUCUAAAGGAGAAGAAGCUUUAUGCAAAGUUUUCAAAGUGUGAGUUUUGGCUUAGUUCGGUAGCAUUCUUGGGACAUGUAGUGUCCAAGGAGGGUAUCAUGGUGGAUCCUAAGAAGAUUGAGGCGGUUAGAGAUUGGGUCAGACCUGCUUCAGUUACUGAGAUUCGGAGUUUCUUGGGCAUUGCAGGUUAUUAUCGACGGUUUGUUGAGGGUUUCUCAUCCAUUGCAUCUCCAUUAACUAGACUGACACAGAAGGAGGUGACUUUUCAGUGGUCUGACGAAUGUGAGGUUAGUUUCCAAAAGCUCAAGACUUUAUUGACUACUGCUCCGAUUUUAACCCUACCCGUGGAGGGAGAGGGUUUUGUCGUAUAUUGUGAUGCUUCUCGGAUUGGUCUUGGUUGUGUAUUAAUGCAGAAGGGAAAAGUGAUAGCUUAUGCUUCGAGACAGUUAAAGGUUCAUGAGAAGAACUACCCUAUUCAUGAUUUAGAAUUGGCGGCUGUGGUGUUUGCAUUAAAGAUUUGGAGGCAUUAUCUUUAUGGGGUGCAUUGUGAGGUGUUCACGGAUCAUCGUAGUCUCCAGUAUAUAUUCAAUCAGAGGGAUCUAAAUUUGAGGCAGAGGAGAUGGUUGGAGUUGCUCAAAGACUACGAUAUGACUAUUCUUUAUCACCCAGGCAAAGCAAAUGUUGUAGCAGAUGCCUUGAGUCGGAAGGCGGUAAGUAUGGGUAGCCUAGCCAUGUUACAGGUUGGCGAGCGUCCCUUAGCUAGGGAUGUCCAAUCCCUGGCCAAUAGCUUUGUGAGACUUGAUAUUUCAGGAUCUGGUAAGGUGUUGGCUUAUAUGGAGGCUAGGUCAUCCUUGUUGGAGCAGAUUCGGGCUCAACAGUUUGAUGAAGGAGUUGGGCACUCGGGUGGAUCUUAG
This is a messenger RNA of Solanum lycopersicum (tomato), 3836 nucleotides long. Lineage: Eukaryota; Viridiplantae; Streptophyta; Magnoliopsida; Solanales; Solanaceae. The record is from RefSeq and is a predicted model, not a curated record.